Molecule: messenger RNA, 2007 nt
Organism: Elephantulus edwardii (Cape elephant shrew)
Lineage: Eukaryota; Metazoa; Chordata; Mammalia; Macroscelidea; Macroscelididae
Gene: LCA5L
Product: Leber congenital amaurosis 5-like
Exons: 7
Coding region: 1-2007 (668 amino acids)
Biological process (GO): intraciliary transport
Cellular component (GO): axoneme
Source: RefSeq, a predicted model, not a curated record
AUGUCUUUGGUUGAUGCAACAAAAGCAAACCUAGAUGAGCACUUGCCCAGUGUGAAAUUAGAAAGCAGUAGGAAGUCCACUGAAUGUGAGAGGAGCCUAGGCCUGGAUGAUGUGCCCAGGAACAGUAGCAGUGCUGAGAAGAGUGUGGAUUUUAGUCAGUGCUCCUGCAGAAGUUCAAAUUCUCAAUACGAUUACUCAGAAGACUUUCUCUCAGAAUAUUCAGAAACAGCUGAUAAUAGAAAUUAUAUAGAGCAGCCUGUGGUAAAGGAAAAGAAAGAGGAGACGAAAAAGUAUGUAUCUAGAUUUGCCCAGCCUAAAGGCCUUAAGGAAAUCUCAGUUGAAAAAAAGCACAAAUGGAAUGCAUCAUAUUUAAAUUCUCAAAUCAAAGCAGUUACCCAAAGGAGAGAUACUAUGGCUCAUCGCAUAAUGUCCGCAAGACUUUAUAAGAUUAAAGAACUGAAAAAUGAUUUAGCUGAUAUACAUCGUAAAUUGGAAGCCACCAUGAUAGAAAACCAGUUUUUGAAACAACUUCAGUUUAGGCAUUUAAAAGCAAUAGGAAAAUAUGAGAACUCGCAAAACAAUCUUCCUCAAAUUAUGAUUAAACAUCAGAAUGAAGUAAAAAGUCUAAGGCAGCUACUUAGGAAAUCCCAGGAAAAGGAAAGAACUGUGUCUAGAAAACUUAGGGAAGCUGAGAGUGAACUAUUGAGGACUAAGGAUGCCUUACAGACACUGCAGAAACUUUCAGAAGACACAAAUCUUGCAGAAAGGGAAGAACUUACUCAAAAACUGUCUAUUCUCACAACAAAACUGGAGGCAAAUGACAAAAGAAUACAGAGCUUGGAAAAACAAUUGAAGUUGAACAAGAAAUCCUUUAAUCGGCAGUUGGCUGCUGAGAACAAGAAGACUUUAGCAGCACAAACAGCUACAAAGGCUUUGCAAACGGAAGUAAAGCACCUUUCUCAGAAACUUAAGGAAAAAGAGCGAGAGCUUGAAAUUAAAAACAUCUAUACCAAUCGAAUACUUAAAAAUUUACAUGAAAUAGAUGAGUAUCCAAAAGUUUCUUCAACAAAAUCGGUACAAGCAGACAGGAAAAACUUUCCAUUUACAAGUAUGAGACACCAGGAAACACAAAAAUCAGAUGUUCCACCUUUGGCAACUAAGAGUAAAAAGACAACCGGAAGCACUGUUCCUAAAGAAAAAUCAACAGAAAUAAUAAACCGUGAAAUUCCUCACUAUGUUAGCAUACCAAAGCAAGUUCCUAACAGAAAGUUUGAAGAUCUAUCAAAGGAGGAGGUAUAUAUAGAAGUGCAAGCACCUGUGGAGAUUAUUGACAAAAUACAAAGAGAGAAAAAGGAUUAUCAAGAAAAGAAACUUACUUUAAGUGUACAAGAAAAAGAGCUGCCAUCCACAGGAAUUCCAGUCAUUCAUCCUGAAGUGGAACAAGACGAGGAAGAGGAUUUAACAAAAGCAAAAUCUAAAAGAGAUACACAGAUAAAUGACAAGGAUAAAAUACUCAAUAAGUAUGCUAUACCAAAUACCAAAGUACAUUUUCGACAAAGAAAGCAUUAUUCAUUCACAGAAACUGUUGAAAAUUUACAUCAAGGACUUCCCACUUCAGGUGGACCAGCCAAUUCAAGCAUCACAAGAGGCAAUCAUAACAUAUCCAGACAGCACAACAAUACAGAACUGAAACUAGAACAGUCAGCUAGCGGUUAUGUGCCGUCCUUUGGUAAGUCUUCUAAAACAAAAGUAAAAAAUACAACUUUCCAAGAUAAGAAAAACAAUCUAAUGGAAGAACUCUUUGGAUCAGGCUAUGCCUUAAAAGAUGACCAAACAAGUUCUGUUGUUACUGAAGGGUCUGACGAGACUUUAAAAAAUGAAAAGAUAAGCCAUCUACCUCCUAAUCAGACCUCUGCCGGCAAUGCUUUUGGAGAUUCUAACAUAACUGUGAUAAAUUCUAUUAAGUCAUCCUCACCUACAGAGGGAAAAAGAAAAAUAAUUAUUUAA